Messenger RNA from Daldinia loculata, 1663 nucleotides. Its product is annotated as TBCC-domain-containing protein. Gene Ontology annotation, cellular component: cytoplasm. The transcript is spliced from 4 exons. Gene Ontology annotation, molecular function: tubulin binding. Lineage: Eukaryota; Fungi; Ascomycota; Sordariomycetes; Xylariales; Hypoxylaceae. The record is from RefSeq and is a predicted model, not a curated record. Gene Ontology annotation, biological process: tubulin complex assembly; post-chaperonin tubulin folding pathway. The coding region runs from base 333 to 1475 and encodes 380 amino acids.
UUCGGAUGCUUCUAACAUACAUAUGUACCAUUCAAGCAUUCCGUCUCCAUCGACGACAUCUUGCAGCACGGCAUCGUGACUCCCCGCGUUAUCUUAUUCUUGUCCCCGAUCGCUUACGUUUAAGGCAUUACAUCACAUCGCGUCGCAUUCUUCCGAAACUAGGGAUAUACCUAUACAUAUAUGCCACUACAGUCGCAUCCCAAGCUACUCCGCGUCCGUAGACGUUAGCUUCCAUACCUAAGGCAGCAAGUAAAUAUAAAGGUACUAUUUUAAAAUAUAACCUGAACAUAACCCAUUGAGAAUAUUGUUUCGAAAUUUGUAUCUUAUCCAAUAUGGAAACUCAAAUUUUUAUUCCUUUUAGACCAAUCCCAACUCUGAACUCCUAUUUAGGAGCAAUGGCAGAACGCAAUAUGUCCGAAUCUAAAGAGAAGUUCUUUCGGUAUUUCCAAGCUGAAAUAACUGCUAUACAAAGCCAAAUCGAUGAUCUUGCGACUCUAUCCCCUGUUGGCGGCGAGAGGCAGGACUGCAUCGACGUGGUCCUAGCUGGAAUAUCCCGCCUGUCUAACGAGGUUAUGGACGCUGGCGAUUAUAUCCCGGCCUACGACCAACGAACAUAUGCUCAGGCUAUGAAAGCCCUCACAGAUAAACUCAACGAGACGACGGCCAAGUUUGCCCCAAAGUCAAGAUUCCAGUUCAAGUCAAAAUCCUCCAAAGCAGCAUCGGGAGCAGAACCUCGAGCCGAUCCCCGCCAACGUACUUCCUUCAGCAAUGUGGGAUCUAGGCAGUCGCCGGUCUUGGAUGCAGCAAAACGUGAUGCCGCAGGCACCGCUGCUGAAAUAGCGAAGAACUACAACGAAGAGCUUGAACAACAGUCAGGUGUAAGAAAACCUAGUUUCUCUAACGCUAAGAGUAUUUCUAUCUACGACCACUCCGGACUGUACAUUAUGCUGCCCUCGACAGCAUCCAGGGCUACGUCUUCGGGAAGUCUGACGAAUCUCGAGCGAUGCGUCGUGGAUAUGACAGCACCUACGAGCGCAGGAACGCCGUUUGCUGGCCUGGCAUUAAAGAAUAUUAGGGAGAGCUUGAUUAUCGCUGGCCAUGUUGCGGGACCGGUUCAUAUCACUGGAUUGCGGAAUAGUAUAGUUGUGGUGGCUGCACGACAGGUCCGUAUCCACGAGUGUGAGAAUGUUGACGUAUAUCUCCAUUGCUCAAGCCAUCCUAUUAUCGAAGACUGCUCAGGGAUGCGAUUCGCACCUCUACCGGAGCUCUAUGCCACUAAGCUAGAGAUUAAAGGUGAGAGCCAGUGGGACCAGGUUGACGACUUCAAGUGGCUCAAGACCGAACCAUCUCCGAACUGGGCCGUCUUGCCCGAGGAGAAGCGCAUCCCGGAGGACGUGUGGAAGAAUUCUGUGUGUGGAAAUCCUAGCCUCGGCACGGUCGAUAUACUGCGUAGAGCUGGCGUUCUCAGCUCAUGAUCGUCCUAAUUCCUUCCGAAUACACCUUUGAAACUGUCUCCUUGUUCGAGUUUCGAUGUAUAAGCACGGGUCUAGCGUAUGGCGUCGGGUUUUAUUGCGGUCUUUAUCCGGUGUAAUAUUGUAAUACACACAAUUCCCAGGAACAGGUAGUUUUUAUGAAUGAUUAACCCUCGCUGUAUUCCCACGCC